GACUCUGGGCGGAGCGGGGCUCGAGGCUGCUGGAGUCGCUCGCUGACUCGCCCUGCGCCCUCGCCGCGGACACCGGAGCUGCGGCCGCUCCCCGCUGUCCCCCAGCUUACUCCAAUCAAGCCUCUGCCCGCCAGGAACAGAGAUGGCAGAUCCUGAGGUAGUUGUGAGUAGCUGCAGCUCUCAUGAAGAGGAAAAUCGCUGCAAUUUUAACCAGCAAACAUCUCCAUCUGAGGAGCUUCUAUUAGAAGACCAGAUGAGGCGAAAACUCAAAUUUUUUUUCAUGAAUCCCUGUGAGAAGUUCUGGGCUCGAGGUAGAAAACCAUGGAAACUUGCCAUACAAAUUCUAAAAAUUGCAAUGGUGACUAUCCAGCUGGUCUUAUUUGGGCUAAGUAACCAGAUGGUGGUAGCUUUCAAGGAAGAGAAUACUAUAGCAUUCAAACACCUUUUCCUAAAAGGAUAUAUGGACCGAAUGGAUGACACAUAUGCAGUGUACACACAAAGUGACGUGUAUGAUCAGUUAAUCUUCGCAGUAAACCAGUACUUGCAGCUAUACAAUGUCUCCGUUGGGAAUCAUGCUUAUGAGAACAAAGGUACCAAGCAAUCUGCUAUGGCAAUCUGUCAGCACUUCUACAAGCGAGGAAACAUCUACCCUGGAAAUGAUACCUUUGACAUCGAUCCAGAAAUUGAAACUGAGUGUUUCUUUGUGGAGCCAGAUGAACCUUUUCACAUUGGGACACCAGCAGAAAAUAAACUGAACUUAACACUGGACUUCCACAGACUCCUAACAGUGGAGCUUCAGUUUAAACUGAAAGCCAUUAAUCUGCAGACAGUUCGUCAUCAAGAACUCCCUGACUGUUAUGACUUUACUCUGACUAUAACAUUUGACAACAAGGCCCAUAGUGGAAGAAUUAAAAUAAGUUUAGAUAAUGACAUUUCCAUCAGAGAAUGUAAAGACUGGCAUGUAUCUGGAUCAAUUCAGAAGAACACUCAUUACAUGAUGAUCUUUGAUGCCUUUGUCAUUCUGACUUGCUUGGUUUCAUUAAUCCUCUGCAUUAGAUCUGUGAUUAGAGGACUUCAGCUUCAGCAGGAGUUUGUCAAUUUUUUCCUCCUCCAUUAUAAGAAGGAAGUUUCUGUUUCUGAUCAAAUGGAAUUUGUCAAUGGAUGGUACAUUAUGAUUAUUAUUAGUGACAUAUUGACAAUCAUUGGAUCAAUUCUAAAAAUGGAAAUCCAAGCUAAGAGUCUAACUAGUUAUGAUGUCUGUAGCAUACUUCUUGGGACUUCUACCAUGCUCGUGUGGCUUGGAGUCAUCCGAUACCUCGGUUUCUUUGCAAAGUACAACCUCCUCAUUUUGACCCUUCAGGCAGCGCUGCCCAAUGUCAUCAGGUUCUGCUGCUGUGCAGCUAUGAUUUACUUAGGUUACUGCUUCUGUGGAUGGAUCGUGCUGGGGCCUUACCAUGACAAGUUUCGUUCUCUGAACAUGGUCUCUGAGUGCCUUUUCUCUCUGAUAAAUGGAGAUGAUAUGUUUGCCACGUUUGCAAAAAUGCAGCAAAAAAGUUACUUAGUCUGGCUGUUUAGUAGAAUUUACCUCUACUCAUUCAUCAGCCUCUUUAUAUAUAUGAUUUUAAGUCUUUUCAUUGCACUGAUCACUGAUACAUACGAAACAAUUAAGCAAUACCAACAAGAUGGCUUCCCAGAGACUGAACUUCGUACAUUUAUAUCAGAAUGCAAAGAUCUACCCAACUCUGGAAAAUACAGAUUAGAAGAUGACCCUCCAGUAUCUUUAUUCUGCUGUUGUAAAAAGUAGCUAUCAGGUUUAUCUGUACUUUAGAGGAAAAUAUAAUGUGUAGCUGAGUUGGAACACUGUGGAUAUUCUGAGAUCAGAUGUAGUAUGUUUGAAGACUGUUAUUUUGAGCUAAUUGAGACCUAUAAUUCACCAAUAACUGUUUAUAUUUUUAAAAGCAAUAUUUAAUGUCUUUGCAACUUUAUGCUGGGAUUGUUUUUAAAAAAACUUUAAUGAGGAAAGCUAUUGGAUUAUUAUUAUUUCUUGUUUAUUUUGCCAUGGCUUUAGAAUGUAUUCUGUAUGCCUCUCUUUUGCUCUGAUACUGUUGCUCCUGCUAUUCUGAUUGUGCAGACUGUGUAAUUAGUGGAAAACAAUCCUUGGUCUGACUGUGACUUUGGACAACUCAGUAACCCUGGCUUGGACCACUCUCAGGAGUCCAUCCUUGAGAGAGUGGGUGUAGUUAUCAUUUAUACAGUAAUCAUUGCAUUUUAAAAUCUUCUCUUGAAAGGAAGAAUAAGAGUGCACCAGAAUAAGAGCGCACCAGAAUAAGAGCGCACCAGCUAACAAUGUGAUACGGCCAUAUGUCACUUAAGGAUGGAGAUAUGUUCUGAGAAAUGUGUCAUUAGGCGAUUUUGUCAUUAAACAUCAUAGCAUGUACUUCCACAAACCUAGAUGGUAUAGCCUACUACACACCUAGGCUAUUUGGUAUAGCCUGUUGGUCCUGGGGUACAAAUCUGUACAACAUGUUACUGUAUUGAAUACAGUAGGCAAUUGUAACACAAUGGUAAGUAUCUAAACAUAGAAAAGGGACAGUAAAAAUAUGGUUUUAUAAUCUUCUGGGACCACCAUUGUAUAUGCGGUACAUCAUUGACCAAAACAUCGUUAUCCAGCAUAUGACUGUAUUUGGUUAUGAAAGCCAACUGUUACUUGAUUCUGCUUUUAGUUCUUAAGAGGAUCAGGCUUUUAAAUACUCAUUUACAAGUUUUCUAUCCUCCUUCAGUGUUAAAGUAGAAAGUAAAAAGAGUAUCUUAUACAUGCAUGAAAUUAAAGCAUAUACCAAAUGCA
This is a messenger RNA of Homo sapiens (human), 2845 nucleotides long. RefSeq names its product mucolipin TRP cation channel 3 (gene MCOLN3). Gene Ontology annotation, biological process: monoatomic anion transmembrane transport; sodium ion transmembrane transport; potassium ion transmembrane transport. Gene Ontology annotation, molecular function: monoatomic anion channel activity; sodium channel activity; monoatomic cation channel activity. Lineage: Eukaryota; Metazoa; Chordata; Mammalia; Primates; Hominidae. Bases 143 to 1804 code for a protein of 553 amino acids. The transcript is spliced from 14 exons. The record is from RefSeq and is a predicted model, not a curated record. Gene Ontology annotation, cellular component: lysosomal membrane; late endosome membrane; early endosome membrane.